Messenger RNA from Apiotrichum porosum, 1110 nucleotides. RefSeq names its product high-affinity Zn(2+) transporter zrt1. Gene Ontology annotation, molecular function: high-affinity zinc transmembrane transporter activity. Gene Ontology annotation, cellular component: plasma membrane. The transcript has 2 exons. Lineage: Eukaryota; Fungi; Basidiomycota; Tremellomycetes; Trichosporonales; Trichosporonaceae. The record is from RefSeq and is a predicted model, not a curated record. Gene Ontology annotation, biological process: zinc ion import across plasma membrane. Bases 1 to 1110 code for a protein of 369 amino acids.
AUGUCAUUCGACCCCGAAAACGUCAACCUCACCUCGGCCGACCCCGCGGAGGUGGUAUGCUACCUUCAACUCGGGUCAAACGAGUAUGACGGUCGCCUGGGGCAGCGCGUCGCCGCGUUGUUUGUCAUUCUUGUCGUCUCCACAGCCGGUACCUUCUUCCCGGUCAUUGCGGUCAAGAUGCCUAAACUGCGGAUCCCCCACUAUGUCUACCUCUUUGCCAGGUACUUUGGCGCCGGCGUCAUCAUCGCCACGGCCUUUGUUCACCUCAUGGACCCUGCCUAUGGCGAGAUCGGACCCGACAGUUGUGUCGGCAUGACUGGCAACUGGGCAUCGUACAGCUGGCCCCCCGCCAUUAUCCUCGUAUCCGUCAUGUCCAUUUUCCUCAUGGACUUUGCGGCCGAGAGGUACGUCGCUAAAAAGUACGACCUGCACCACGAGCCCCAGUGUUCGCAUGAUGGAAUCGAAGGGGCCAUCACCACCGGCCACGGCCAUCUCCACUCGGCAGACCAAGAGGUGCAGGAUGCCCCCAAGGACACUGUCGACUCGUACUACCCGACAGAGUCCCUUGACAAGGACUCCAUCGCGCAAGAGAAGGAAGCCAUGGCAGUCGAGCGCUCGUUCCGUCAACAGAUUGCCGCCUUCCUCAUCCUCGAGUUUGGCGUCAUUUUCCACAGCGUCAUCAUUGGCCUUACGCUGGGCACCGCUGGAGACGAGUUCAGCACACUGUUCCCCGUCAUCGUCUUCCACCAGACGUUCGAGGGUCUCGGUAUCGGCGCCAGGCUGUCUACCAUCCCGCUGCCCCCAUCGUUCAAGUGGCUGCCAUGGGUCCUGUGCGCCGCAUACGGCCUCACCACUCCCAUCGCCAUUGCGGUGGGACUCGGCGUUAGGCACACGUACUCGGACAGCACGUUCACUGCCAACAUUGUCAGCGGUGUCCUCGACUCGAUCUCGGCGGGCAUCCUCAUCUACACGGGACUGGUCGAGCUACUCGCACGUGACUUCCUCUUCAACUCGAACAGGAUGAACGACUCGAAUGGCAGGUUGACCUUUAUGAUUGUGUGUACCCUGCUGGGUGCAGGCGUCAUGGCCCUCCUCGGCAAGUGGGCUUGA